UAACCACCAUGAUGGGCCAUGGAGAAUGAUGAAUACCUAAGGAUCCAUUUACUUAUCUAAAACUAGACGUUUCUCAGGCGGAUUGUGAAUAAGAACUUUGCUGAAAAGGUUUACUUCUUUACAGGGGCCCAAACAGUGUCUGAGUUCCUGAUUGGCCAGUCAGAGCUCGUCAAUUUAACCUCACCUGCAGCAUCUGCCUUGGCAACCACCACCAAGCGACAACCGCCUAAGCCCCCACCAGUUAAUACUAAAGCAUCUGAAGCAGAGCUAGUUACAGAGCAGCCCACACUGCUAUCGGAUCCAGUAAGGACUUGAUGAGCCAUCUAUGUGCGUGCAUAUUGAACCAGGAUGGAUGAACAGGGGCCAGGGCAGUAGUGUCGUCACGCGCUUUCGCAGACUUCACGCCGAAGGCGAGCUUUGAAAUCAAGAAAUGCGACGUGCACCGCCUGGAGGAGGGCCCACCAGGGCAGGCGGAGCUGACCCGGGAGCAGGGCCUGCACUACUACCGAACCAUGCAGACUAUCCGCCGCAUGGAGCUGAAGGCCGACCAGCUGUACAAGCAGAAGAUCAUCCGGGGCUUCUGCCACCUCUACGACGGCCAGGAAGCAUGCGCCAUGGGCAUAGAAGCAGCCAUCAACCCCACCGACCACGUCAUCACAGCCUACCGCGCACACGGCUACACCUACACCCGGGGGGUGCCUGUCAAGCAGAUCUUGGCUGAACUCACCGGCCGUAAAGGGGGCAUCGCCAAAGGCAAGGGUGGCUCAAUGCACAUGUACGCACCAAACUUCUACGGCGGUAAUGGCAUCGUUGGAGCGCAGGUGCCUCUGGGAGCAGGUAUUGCCUUGGCAUGCAAGUACCUGGGCAACAACCAGGUGUGUGUUACGCUCUAUGGAGACGGAGCAGCCAAUCAGGGCCAGAUCUUUGAGGCGUACAACAUGGCGGCCCUGUGGAAGCUGCCGUGCAUCUUCAUCUGUGAGAACAACAAGUACGGCAUGGGCACGUCGGUGGAGCGGUCCUCCGCCAGCACCGAGUACUACCGCAGGGGGGACUACAUACCGGGACUCCGGGUGGACGGUAUGGACGUGCUGUCCGUCAGAGAAGCCACCAAGUUUGCUGCGGACCAUUGCAGAGCUGGAAAGGGCCCCAUCCUCAUGGAGCUGGAAACCUACCGUUACCAUGGCCACAGCAUGAGUGACCCGGGGGUCAGCUAUCGCACACGAGAGGAGAUCCAGGAAGUGCGCAGUAAGAGCGACCCCAUCUCCAUGCUGAAGGACCGCAUGCUCAGCAACAAGAUGGCCGCCAUGGAGGAGUUUAAGGAAAUGGACUCCGAGAUCAGGAAGGAGAUCGAGGAGGCGGCUCUGUUCGCCACGUCGGACCCCGAGCCCCCGCUGGACGCCCUGUGCGACCACAUCUUCCACAACGAGCCGCCGCUGGAGGUCCGCGGGACCACCCCCUGGUCCAAGCUCAAGUCCAGCAGCUAGACGCGCACCCCCCUCAUCCCCGUCCAGUGUUUAGUCCUCGAAGGGAGAGUUUCAUUUUAAACCUGGGCUUCCCGUCAACGGUUUUUCAUGGAGUGUUGUUCAAGUUAUUUAUGGGAGGUGAGGAGUCACCCAGGUUCCUUAGAAUCAGGUUAAAGUCGCACCAAAGGCUGCAGGGUUAAAGUAGCAUUGUGAAACAUUCAGAACACAGUGCCAUUGUGUUUUUCUUGUUCAUCAUAGGUAGUGAGGCAGACUGCCAAGUGUAGAUGUCCUCCUAACCCAGGGCCAGACCAGCUUUUAACUCAGAAAUUCCUUCUCAUGACUGAGCUCUUUGGCAGUAGUGAGUUGCACCAUCCGCUCUUUGUGGGUGGUGCAUUUUUCCAACUAAGAUGGCAACCUGUUCACAUAUUGACAAUUUCAAUAGAUUUAUGCAGCGUUGAAUCCUUUUCUUUUUGUGGACCUCUGUGCGUGGUUCACAUUCCCUUCCUCCUCGGUCCACAAAAGUCUGUCUCGCACCGUUGUGAGAGGUCAACCAGGGGGCUGCGUGGGGGUCUUCUGCCACGGCGGUGCCUCUAGUCAUGGUUUUAAAAUGAAACUCUUCUUGUGCUUUGACCCAACAUCGACUCCCUUUGACCUGACGAGCCAGAGAGUUGUUGUGGUAGAUUACAGAACUCGGUAGACCACUGCCUCAUAGUGCACCUUUUCCAAACUGUUCCUGAAGCGGUGUCGGUGUCCUUUAUCUCAUAAGGAUACAUUAUCAUAACUAUAUGAAAAGUUACUGUCUCCUGACUGCGUCAGAUUAGUGCAAUCUUUACUAUUUAUGAACUAGGAUCUAUUCUAGCCUUGCUGUGUUGACCCUAUCCAGCGGCUGUGAUUGGCACCUGGGUCUUCCCAGGUUGUCUCCUUUAUAAUUUAUUUUUAGCUUAUUGUUCAGUGUACUACUGGCUGUGGUUUUAAGCUGUGGCACUGAUUAUGUUGCAAGAAUGUGUAACCGCUGGACCGUUGCAUUCCGAACAAAGUACUUGGAUUCCCGCAUGAUAUUCACAUCCAUCUACCCGUGGGCUUCAUAUGUGGCCAUGGUUUAUUAAUUUAGAUUUAUUUCCUUGUAUGAAACAAGCUUUCAACAAUUUAUUAGAUUAUUUUGUUUUAAGUCCUCUGAUCUGGCUCUUUGAUACCAUGUGCCCUGUUCAGGAUUUCCUGAUUUGGUUGUGUUGCACUUUAUCUCAUUAUUUAAUUUAUUUAUAUACUAGGUGUGGAAAAAAUCUUGACAAUUUUUAUUUUGCUCCAACCUUGCACUGAAACAAACGGCACUGACUUAAUAUAUAUACAUGAUUCCACUCAUCAGAAGUCAUCUCUGGGUCGAGCUAAUGCAUUAACAGAUGGUUGGUGCAAAGCAAGGAGGACUUCAAUGUUCUGGAUGCAGAGUUUCUACCUCUAGGUCCAGGGCAUAAUGUCCCACCAUGGAGCUGCACUGUGGGUCAGCUCAAGAGUUGGCCGUUGGCUCUCUGAGGCAAUGAGAACCACAGCUCUAUACAGUCCACCCAUCCCCCUCCUUAAAGCUGUACAUUAGCUGUACAGAUUUAAGAUAUUUAUGCAGUUUAUGUUGGAAACAGUGUAAAGUGAAUAUUGCAAUAAAGUUUACUUUCAAUAUUUUA
Molecule: messenger RNA, 3136 nt
Organism: Gadus macrocephalus (Pacific cod)
Lineage: Eukaryota; Metazoa; Chordata; Actinopteri; Gadiformes; Gadidae
Gene: pdha1b
Product: pyruvate dehydrogenase E1 subunit alpha 1b
Exons: 13
Coding region: 513-1484 (323 amino acids)
Biological process (GO): pyruvate decarboxylation to acetyl-CoA
Cellular component (GO): intracellular membrane-bounded organelle
Molecular function (GO): pyruvate dehydrogenase (acetyl-transferring) activity
Source: RefSeq, a predicted model, not a curated record